UCGACUCAUCUCCCACCUUCGAUUCACAUGCUUCUCUCUCUCCCUCCCCUCUCUCUCUCUCUCUCUAAAUAUAUAUAUCUUUCGUUUGGGGCCUGGGAAACCCUUGCUUUUCUUUCUCUGUUGUGUUUUUUCUUUUCAAAAAUGGAGUUUCUUUCUUUCUGCUAAUCGUCAUUUUGGUUCUUUUUUCUUUGCGGUACUGUUUGGUUUCCGAGAAUUUGAAGGGGGGAAAGAAAUUAGAAAAGGAAAAUAAGAUGCACUUUGCUUUCUCCAACUAACUCAUUUCUGGAUCCAGAUUCGCUCAAAUUACGAGGCAGCACAGUGCAAGGACUUCUUUGAUUUACUGUAUUGGGAUUUUUAUUUCUCUGAUAAUUCAGUUGGUGAUCUCAUAAGAAUAUAAGAUCUUAGGAAUAAGGGGAAAACCCUUUUUAUUGUGCAUAAUUAAUGCAAUUCUAAUUGAUUUAGGAUAUAAAGGAAGCAUAUUGUAAAUUUAGGGUCUUCCCGUAAACCAAGUAGAAUAAAAAGGACUGGUUUUGGGUCAAAGUGUAACUGAAAGAAGGCAUUUACGAAUGAAUGUUAAAACGGUGGACAUAGAAGAAGAGAGGGACAAAGAAAUGCUUCAGAUGACUCAUCCCGGUACUUGGAUCUUUAUACUCAAAAGUCAAAGUUGUAAAUGGCAAAAGGUAGCAGGGGACGUCAAAGGAUCAGUUCACGACAAUACAGAUCAGCUCCCUACCAUUUGCGCUUUGAUCAGGAUAUCAUGGAGGAAUUUCCCCCUAAGAAUUGUUCCAAAAUUAUAGAGAAAAAAGAUUGGGAAGAUGUAACAUGUUCUGUAUGCAUGGAGUAUCCUCACAAUGCUGUCCUUCUCCUCUGUUCUUCUCACGACAAGGGUUGCCGACCUUACAUGUGUGGGACUAGCUGCCGAUAUUCUAACUGUCUUGAUCAAUACAAGAAAGCUUACACUAAAGUUAUAUCGUCUAAUAAUGGGCAAAGUGUGCAUGGCUCUGUUGAUAAUCCGAUUGUAAUACAAGAUUCUAGCUCGGGUAUUGAGAACAGUGAAGUCACAGAGCUUGCUUGUCCCCUUUGCAGGGGUCAAGUGAAGGGAUGGACUGUCGUUGAACCUGCACGAGAUUACUUUAAUGCCAAACAGAGAAGCUGUAUGCAGGAUGAUUGCUCAUUCCUUGGUAACUACAAGGAGCUGAGAAGGCAUGUCAGAGCAGAACACCCUUCUGCACGACCGCGUGAAGUGGAUCCUGUUCUGGAGCAGAAAUGGAGAAGACUUGAGCGGGAGCGGGAGCGGAAUGAUGUGAUGAGCACCAUAACAUCAACCAUGCCAGGGGCAAUGUUUUUUGGGGACUAUGUAAUUGAAGGAAACAAUUAUGGAUUUGAUUCAGAUGAAGAGGGUGGUUUAGAUGCAGGUGCUGCAGAAAGGAACGAGGGUUAUGAGAUGGGUUUCGACAGUAAUCUUGUGAAUGUCUUUCUUUUACUGCAUGCAUUUGGGCCGUCAGGUGGGGAUGAAUUCAAUAGAAGAAUGCCUCAGCCUCGACUGCCCUACCAUGAGACAGUAAAUGGCAAUGCUGUUGGCAUUCGGCAUUCAACUCCUGUAGGUGGUGCGGAAUCCUCUGAUCAAGAUGAUGAUAAUGUGGACAGUAAUGAUGAAGGUGGUGGUGGUGGUGGUGGUGGUGGUGGUGAUAUGUCGUUGGCCAGCCGCCUCCAACGACAAGGAAGGGUAAUAUUGGGACGUUCCGGUAGGAGACGUAGACGAAGAGACGUAAAUGGUGGGUUAAGAUGAUUACCAAAAAAAAAAAUUGGUAAACGGAGGGGCAAAAUGGGAAAACUUUCGUAGGUACAUAAAUUUUAGGAGACACAUAAAAGAAGAAUAAACUAAAAAGGAUUUAAUUUCUCACAUCACGAGGGGUUGAUUCUCAUUUGAAUUGCUGGGGAGAAAGAGAAACUGGGAUAUGGCUGAUUAACUUUCCCUCUGUUUAUGUAUGAUACAUUUUUUUACUGUAUUUUUUUCUUGUUGACCUUGCAUCCUCCUCUGUUAAAAUGAUUUAGCAGAUCUGUGUAUUAAAUUUACCUCUGUAAUCGUACAUUUCAUUUACUUCCACCUCACAGUGAAUGUGAGAUUCACUGGAUAAUCAUCCAUGUGCAAUUGUGUUAUUCUUAAUUCCUUUUCCUGUAUAAUGCAGGGAAUUCUAUGUAUCAUUCAUGCCUUGUUUGAAUGAAAGGUUCAUAGAUAUGCUUUAACAAUUUGUAAUUGAGGGAAUUCUAUGAAUUCAUGCCUUGUUUGAAUGAAAGAUUCAUAGAUAUGCUUUAACAA
Humulus lupulus (European hop) is the source of this 2320-nucleotide messenger RNA. RefSeq lists its product as uncharacterized. The record is from RefSeq and is a predicted model, not a curated record. The transcript is spliced from 4 exons. NCBI's taxonomy places the organism in Eukaryota, Viridiplantae, Streptophyta, Magnoliopsida, Rosales, Cannabaceae. Bases 671 to 1789 code for a protein of 372 amino acids.